Molecule: messenger RNA, 2415 nt
Organism: Penicillium canariense
Lineage: Eukaryota; Fungi; Ascomycota; Eurotiomycetes; Eurotiales; Aspergillaceae
Product: beta-glucosidase
Exons: 8
Coding region: 1-2415 (804 amino acids)
Biological process (GO): glucan catabolic process
Molecular function (GO): beta-glucosidase activity
Source: RefSeq, a predicted model, not a curated record
AUGGUUUCUGCACAGCAGCUGGGAGUGGCAGUGGCCAUUCUCUCGGUGUGUGGCCUUGGCUAUGCGGAAAGCAAUAUUACUUCCGAUAUACACUUCUACGGCCAGUCUGAGCCGGUGUACCCUUCACCCAAUGGCACAGGAUCUGGCGAUUGGGCCAAGGCCUAUGAAAAGGCCGCAAUCUUGGUAUCAAAGAUGACGCUGGAAGAGAAAAACAAUCUUACGUACGGAGUCACUAGUACCGAGAACGGAUGCUCCGGAAAUAUUGCACCCAUUCCGCGACUUGGGUUCACUGGCAUGUGUCUCCAGGAUGCAGGAAACGGCGUGCGUAUUACAGACUUUGUCAACAGCUAUGCAAGUGGUAUACAUGUGGGUGCUAGCUGGAAUAAGUCUCUUGCCUAUGAGCGUGGCUGGCAUAUGGGGGGUGAAUUCAGAAAGAAGGGUGUCCAAGUAGCGCUUGGCCCUGUUGUUGGACCGUUGGGGAGAACCACCACGGGUGGAAGAAAUUGGGAAGGCCCCUCAAAUGAUCCUUACCUGGGUGGUGCAAUUGCUGCUGCAACUGUGCAAGGAAUCCAGGAGCAAGGUGUUAUCACCAGCGUGAAGCACUUCAUUGCUAAUGAGCAGGAGCUGUACCGAAACCCCACUGUCAAUUCCGAGAAUCAGACUGUCGAGUCAAUAUCUAGCAACAUUGAUGACAAGACAAUGCAUGAGCUGUAUCUUUGGCCCUUCCAGGAUGCUCUCAAGGCAGGAGCUGGGAACAUCAUGUGCUCUUACAACCGAGUGAACAACUCAUAUGGCUGCCAGAACAGCAAGACCCUGAACGGACUUCUCAAGACUGAGCUUGGUUUCAACGGAUUUGUCGUCACUGAUUGGGAUGCUCAACACUCUGGUGUUGGAGCUGCCCUCGCUGGUCUCGACAUGGCUAUGCCUAACGGCCUCUCCUUCUGGGGCAACAACUUCACCGAAGCGUUUACCAACGGUAGUGUUCCUGUGUCUCGCCUGGAUGAUAUGGCAACUCGCAUCAUCGCGACUUGGUAUCAGAUGGGACAAGAUCAAUCGAGCUUCCCUGCCCCUGGUGUUGGCAUGCCGUACAAUAUCAGCGAGCCUCAUACCAUUGUAAAUGCACUCACUCGUGAUGCGAAGCCAACUUUGUAUGAUGGUGCGGUGGAAGGCCAUGUUUUGGUCAAGAACACGAAGAACGCUCUGCCCCUUCAGUCGCCCAAACUGGUUUCUGUCUUCGGCUAUGAUGCCAAAGCUCCUGACACCUACAUGCCCAAUGGACAGUUUUUCCUUGACAACCCCUGGGCUUUGGGCUUCGAGCCGGCAAUCUUCCAGAUUGCUGAUGCAUUCUCGACUACCGUCACUGAUGAGCCUUAUGAUUACCAGAUCGCAUUUAAUGGCACCCUGUCCGUCGGUGGUGGCUCUGGUGCCAACAGUGGGCCUUACUUAAGUGCUCCUCUUGAUGCUCUGCAACAGCGGGCCUAUGAAGAUGGCACCGUCUUGAUGUGGGAUACCUCAGUCGCUCCCAGCGCCAUUGGGCUGAUGGAGGCAUCCGACGCCUGCCUCGUCUUCAUUAAUGCCUUUGCCACCGAGGGUAUGGACCGUUCUGGGCUGCAUGACAACUACUCCGAUGCGUUGGUGAACAAAGUCGCCAAGACUUGCGCCAACACCAUCGUUGUUAUCCACAACGCCGGCACUCGUCUGGUGGACCAAUUCGCCGACAACGAGAACGUCACUGCAAUUGUCUUUGCUCAUCUCCCUGGCCAAGAUUCUGGCCGCGCCAUCGUCUCUCUGCUUUACGGCGACGCGAACUUCAGCGGCAAGCUGCCUUAUACCGUUGCCAAGAACGAAUCCGAUUACGCGACAUUGUUCCAUGAUGGUGCAGUCACACCUUACGGCCUUUUCCCCCAGUCGGACUUUGACGAGGGUGUCCUCACUGAUUAUCGGUAUUUCGACAAGCACGAUAUUACACCGCGCUACGAAUUCGGCUUCGGUCUCUCAUACACCACCUUCUCCUUUUCCGACCUCAAGGUCUCUACGCCGAAGAAUGGUAUCGCUGCAUACCCCAGCGGAGCCAUCGAGCAAGGUGGUGCCCUUGAUCUCUGGGACACAGUUGCAACAGUCACUGCCAAUGUCCACAAUACCGGACGUAGAGCGGGCGCUGAAGUUGCUCAAAUCUAUGUUGGAAUCCCCGGUGGCCCAGUGAAACAGCUCCGUGGAUUCGACAAGGUCCUGAUCCCAGUUGGAAAGUCUGUCAAGGUUUCAUUCCCGCUGACUCGCCGGGAUCUAAGCACUUGGGAUGUCGUUGCGCAGAAGUGGUUGUUGCAGAGUGGAAGCUAUAACCUCUAUGUUGGCUCCUCGAGCAGGGACCUUCCUCUGACUGCCUCUAUGAAAGUCGUCACUGAUGACAGCCCUUGA